Molecule: messenger RNA, 831 nt
Organism: Alternaria ventricosa
Lineage: Eukaryota; Fungi; Ascomycota; Dothideomycetes; Pleosporales; Pleosporaceae
Exons: 2
Coding region: 1-831 (276 amino acids)
Source: RefSeq, a predicted model, not a curated record
AUGUCAUUCCUCCUCCUACCCGCCGAACUACGUCUCAAGAUCUUCGCAGCCUACUUGCAACUCGAGACAGCGCACAAUGACUCAACGCUGGCGAAUCAUAGCCACCUCAGAUACCGCAAGCCUUGUUGCGACGUCUUCGAGGCCUAUUUGGAGAAUGCGCGCAACACCUCGAGUCUAGCAAAGCAUCUCCAUGUCGACAAUUACAACAAUCCGUGUUGCACCUGGCGCUGGCCAGAAGACCUCAUCAUCUGCGAUCGAGAGGCUGACAACGAGCUGACGACCGCGAUAGUCGCGCCGUGGCUCCCAGCUCUCGCCUUCACAAACAAGCAGCUCCUGAGCGAAGUCACCCUCUUCAUGCUCUCAACAACCGAGUGGUUCGACUUCAAAUACGAUGCAAAGAAGCCCUUCAAAAUCGCCCGCUGGUUCGCAGACUACCUUUCUACGUUCCCCGCGGUCACCAUCGAUGGCGUAGCUACCACCCAGGGAUUCGCAGCCAUCAAGCGCAUCAACUUCCCCCACGUAAAGUACAUACCGUAUACCCGGGCCAACUAUGACAUCGACGGCAACCUCGACAUCCCUCUAAUGCUCAAGUGCACCCAGCUCGACACCAUCGCCAUGUCAUUCCACUGGAUCCAGCUCGUCGAUAGAGCGUACGCGCAGUACCAGAGACCUCGCGAACUAGAAGAUUUUCUGGAUGCCUUCGGAUUCAGACCGAUGCUUGAGCAUUGCGGGGUCAAAAAAGUGUAUCUUGAAGGUGUGAAUCAUCUGCAGGGAGGGGAGGGGCGGUUGGCUUGUUUGUAUAAGUUUGGCGAGUGGCUUGUCAAGGGGUAA